Condylura cristata (star-nosed mole) is the source of this 4079-nucleotide messenger RNA. RefSeq names its product pleckstrin homology domain containing, family H (with MyTH4 domain) member 1 (gene PLEKHH1). The coding region runs from base 25 to 3951 and encodes 1308 amino acids. The transcript is spliced from 28 exons. Gene Ontology annotation, cellular component: cytoskeleton. Lineage: Eukaryota; Metazoa; Chordata; Mammalia; Eulipotyphla; Talpidae. The record is from RefSeq and is a predicted model, not a curated record.
GGGUAUCCUGACAUCGACGCCAUCAUGGCAGAGCCCAAGGUGGAGACCCAGAACAGCGUGGACUGGCAGAAGCGAUGUGUGGCCCUGGAAACCCAACUCUUCCGGUUCCGCCUACAAGCCAGCAAGAUAAGGGAGCUGCUGGCUGACAAGAUGCAGGAGCUGGAGCAGCGGCUGCUGGAGGCAGAGCAGAGGGCAGAGAACGCAGAGACCCAGGUGGGUGUGAUGGAAGAGAAGGUGAAGCUGUCCAAUCUGAAGAAUGUGGACACAGCAGGCGGCCUGCACCAGAAGUACCAGGAACUGCUUGAAGCUAUGAAAAGCAAAGAUGAGCUCAUCAGUCAGCUGGAGGCACAGCUGGAGAAGCAGAAGCAGAUGAGGGCUGAGGAAGCAAAAAUUGUUCAAGAAAAAGCUGCAAAGAUCAAGGAAUGGGUAACAGUGAAGCUGGCUGAGCUGGAGUUGGAGAAUCAGCACCUGAAAAGCUGUAAUCAGCGGCUGGUAGAGCAAGUAGGAGCCCUUCAGGAUGCACUAGAAGGUACAGCACAGAGCAAGGACCCUGUUCCUAAAGCAGAAAGCCCCUUGGCGGAUUCUUGUUCCAGCAUGGUCCACCCCAGGGAAAUGCCAGAGGCCAAGACCCUUCCAGUUCUUCCCGGAAGACAGGGCCUUCCUCACCAGUUGUGCGUGAAACCUCGCACUCCAAGACGUGGUUCAGCUUCCUGGGGUGAGGGCCUGGCCAUUGCUCAGGGAGGGACCUUCCCUGGGGCAAAGAUCGCUGUCAGAGAAGGUGGUCCCGGCAGCAGUCUGACGCUACCAAAGGUGCGGGCUCCUGGCACCCCGAGGGACAGCCUCCAGCUGCCCAAGAGGCACUACAGCCAGCCACAGGCCCGCCCUGGGCACUUCCACCAUGUGGUGAGCAUUGACAUCGGGACCCUGUCAGCCCUCCACCCCUCCGGCCUUCCUGAGGUGCAGUCCCAUGCUGAGCCUCUGGAAGAACCAGAGAAGAUGGAGAUGGAGGAACAACCAGGAGAAGGAGGGAAGGAGAAGGAAGGUGCAAGCUCAAAGGCCCCUGGAGCUGAGCUGGAGGAAGGGGACUCUGGGAACAAACCACCCACACCCCCCCUGCACCGGUUCCCAUCUUGGGAAAGCCGGAUCUACGCUGUGGCCACGUCAGGCAUGCGGCUGUCAGACGUGUCUCCCAGAAGUCAUGCCACGGGCUGUGCUUCAAGCCCUCCUGCCCUCGCAUCCCCUGGGCCCUUCUCCAGCCUCAUCUACAAGAAUGUCACUGUGCCGGUCUACACAGCCCUGAAGGGGAGAGCCAUGCAGAUCAGCAGUGUGCCCUUUGUGGAUGAGUCCUCCGGGUCUGACGACGACUGCAGCUCUCAGGCGAGUUUCCCCUGCUCUGAGUCUAGGAAGACCAGCGGCCUGAGCAGCCCGCGGGCCAUUAAGAGAGGAGUCUCCAUGUCCUCACUGAGUUCUGAAGGUGACUACGCCAUCCCCCCGGAUGCCUGCUCACUGGACAGCGACUACUCUGAGCCUGAACACAAACUACAGCGAACCUCCACCUACUCUACCGACGGUCUGGGCCUGAGCGGGGAGUUACUAGAGAAGUCUGGCUACCUGCUGAAAAUGGGGAGCCGGGUGAAGACCUGGAAGAGGCGCUGGUUUGUCCUGAGGCAGGGGCAGAUUAUGUACUACAAGUCCCCGAGUGAUGUCAUCCGGAAACCUCAAGGUCAAGUAGAAUUAAACUCCCGGUGCCACAUUGUUCGAGCGGAGGGCGCCCAGACAUUCCAGCUCAUCUCUGAGAAGAAAACCUACUACCUGACCGCGGACUCACCCAGCCUGCUGGAGGAGUGGAUCCGAGUGCUACAGAGCCUGCUGAAGGUCCAGGCCAUUGGGCCUCCGGCCCUGCCUCAGCGGGGCACCAAGCCCACUGUGAAGGGCUGGCUCACCAAGGUAAAGCAUGGCCACUCCAAGCUGGUCUGGUGUGCUCUCAUUGGGAGAACCUUCUACUACUAUCGGAGCCAUGAGGACAAGCGACCCCUAGGCCGCCUGCCUGUGCGGGACGCUCGUGUAGAGGAAGUAGAUCGAUCCUGUGACUCGGACGAGGACUAUGAGGCGGCAGGGCCGGGGCGGUUGCUGUCUUCACACUGCACCCUGGUGAUCCACCCCCCGGAGCAUAGCCCCACCUACCUCCUCAUCGGCACCAAGCAUGAAAAGGAUACGUGGCUUUACCACCUCACAGUGGCUGCAGGUGACAGCAGCGCCCAGGUGGGCACUGCCUAUGAGCAGCUCAUUGGAAAACUGAUGGAUGGUGAAGGAGACCCAGAUUCCCCGCUCUGGAGGCACCCCAUGCUGUGCUACAGCAAAGACGGGCUGUGCGCCUCCCUCACCACCCUGCCCUCCGAGGCCCUGCAGACUGAGGCGCUCAAGCUCUUCAAGUCCUGCCAGCUCUUCAUCAACGUGCCCGUGGAGGCUGCCUCCGUGGACUACCACGUGUCCCUGGCCCAGGCAGCACUGCAGGUCUGCCUGGUUCACCCUGAGUUGCAGAGCGAGAUCUACUGCCAGCUCAUGAAGCAGACCAGCUGCCGCCCGGCUCAGAAGUGUGCCCUGAUGCAGUGCUGGCAGCUCCUGGCUCUGUGUGCCCCCCUCUUCCUGCCUCAGCACCGCUUCCUCUGGUAUGUCAAACAGCAGCUCCAGCGCCACGCAGAUCCCAGAAGUGAGACUGGCCAAUACGCCACCUACUGCCAGCGGGCGGUGGAGCGAACCCUGCAGACCGGGGAGCGGGAAGCCAGGCCAUCUCGCAUGGAAGUGGUGUCCAUCUUGCUGCGCAAUCCCUUCCAUCACUCCUUGCCUUUCAGCAUCCCCGUGCAUUUCGCCAAUGGGACUUACCAGGUGGUUGGUUUCGAUGGCUCCUCCACAGUGGAUGAGUUCCUCCAGCGGCUGAACCAGGAGACAGGCAUGAGGAAGUCUUCCCACUCGGGCUUUGCCCUCUUCAUGGACGACCCCUCUGGCAGGGACCUGGAACACUGCCUGCAGGGGAGUGUCAAGAUCUGUGAUGCCAUCUCCAAGUGGGAACAAGCCCUGAAGGAGCUGCACUCUGGAAAGUCUGAGGGUGGCACCCGUGUGGUGAAGCUGAUGUACAAGAACAGGCUGUACUUUCGGAGCCAAGUCAAAGGGGAGACAGAGCGGGAGCGGCUGCUGCUUGCCUCCCAAACUAGUGGAGAGAUAGUGUCAGGGAGAUUCCCUGUCAACAAGGAACUGGCUCUGGAGAUGGCCGCCCUCAUGGCCCAGGUAGAAUAUGGGGACUUGGAGAGGCCUACCCCACCAGGCUCUGGGGGCACACCCCCUGCCAAGGCUCUGCAUCACCUCCAGCAGGUCCUAGAUAGGUUCUAUCCAAGGCGCUACAGACAGGGGGCAUCCCCAGAGCAGCUGAGGCACCUGGCAGAUCUCCUGACCAGAAAGUGGGCAGCUCUGCGAGGCUGCUCCUCUCCUGAGUGCAUCCGCAUCUACCUGACCGUAGCCCGGAAGUGGCCUUUCUUUGGUGCUAAGCUCUUUGCUGCUCAGCCUGCCCAGCUCGCUUCCAGGGAGAACGGUCUGGUGUGGAUUGCCGUGAAUGAGGACGGUGUCAGCAUCCUGGACCACAACACCAUGCAAGCACAUGUCACUCACCCGUACUCCUCAGUGAUGACCUUUGGUGGCUGCCGGGAUGACUUCCUGCUGGUGACGAGAUCCGCCCCAGACCAGAGCUCGGGCAAAGGCCACUUUGAAAAGUUGACCUUCCGGAUGGCUGCUCCCAAGAUUGCAGAAGCCACCUUUGUCGUGGCCAGCUACAUGAACCACUGCUGCACGGCUGUGAACCCACCCAGCCCCCCACCUGCGGCCUGCCUGUGGGAACUAGAUGGACGACAGUUCUUUGCUCCUGUUCCACCAGCUGCCAAGGGCCCGGCACUGCUGUGACUACUUCUCCCUCCCCACCACUGGGUGCCUCUGGAAUUAGACCUGUAUCCUGGGGUGUGAUACUACUGUGAUGAGCCUAAUUGCACCCCCCAGGUACCCCGAACCCUCGCACGAUCUGUCUGUGUAUU